AGCCAAAUUUCCUAAUAUGGUAAACACACCGCCAGAAAACAAUCAUGGAGGUCUACAAAAACAUAAACAAUGACGAUUGGAGUAAAGAGAGAAGACAUGGACAGUUCCUAAUCCACACAAAAUCUUGGAUGCAACACGUUUACAUUUCUCCCUUUCAUUACUCAUCAAACUCAUCAUCAUCUUCCUUCUUCAAUGAAACAAAUCAUCAUCAAAUUCAAUGCUCUUAUUUUUCUCUUCUUCCACAACUUCCCUCUUCCUUUCUCUCUCUAAAAUAACCCCUCCUCUCUCUCUCCUCCGCUUCUCCACCAUGUCUGCAAUCAACCUUCAAACUCACGCUUUCGCCGGAAAUCCAAUCAAACCCAAAACCCCCAAAUCAAACGACGCGUUUUCCCCUAAUUUUGCCCUUCAAACCCUCAAAAUUCACCUUUUAAGCAAUACCCAUGAACCCAUUUCGCCUGCAUUUCGGGUUUUACCCUUCAGAAAGGGCCGUCCUUUGGCGGGUUCUUCGGGUUCGGGUUCAAAUUGGCAUCUGGGUUGGCUUAGUUUGGGUGAUUGCAAGGGUUUAUUGGCUGAUUCGUGUGUGAAAUUGGAGGAAAAUUCAUUGGUUUUUCUGGGUUCGAAAUCAGAGGAAGAUUCUGUUUUCUGGGCAAUUGAUGUUUCUGAGGAUGAUAAGUUGGUGGAUGAAUUAGGGAAGAAGUAUUUUUCUUUUGUUGAGCUUCGAACUUUGAUGGUUGCUACUGAUUGGUGUGAUCCUAAUGCUAUGGCUGAUUUAGCUGUUGCUGGUCAUGCUAGAGCAUUGCUAGAAUGGCAUGGUCUAUCGCGCUUUUGUGGGCACUGUGGAUCUACAACUAUCCCCAUGGAAGCUGGUAGGAGAGUGCAGUGCUCAAAUGAAUCGUGCAAGAAGCGAAUCUAUCCUCGUGUCGAUCCAGUAGUCAUUAUGCUCGUAAUUGAUAGAGAGAAUGAUCGGGCACUUCUAAGCAGACAGUCGAGAUAUGUACCUCGGAUGUGGAGCUGUUUAGCUGGUUUUACAGAGCCAGGAGAGAGUUUGGAAGAAGCAGUGAGAAGAGAAACGUGGGAGGAAACUGGGAUUGAAGUAGGAGAAGUUGUCUACCAUAGCUCUCAACCAUGGCCUGUUGGGCCAAGCAGCAUGCCAUGCCAGUUGAUGGUAGGGUUCUUUGCUUAUGCAAAAUCUCUAGAAAUAAACGUUGACAAGGAUGAGCUGGAAGACGCUCAGUGGCAUAGCAGAGAAGAUGUGAAGAAAGCCCUUUCAUUUGCUGAAUAUGAGAAGGCACAGAAAACAGCUUCUGCCAAGGUAGAACAGAUAUGCAAGGGUGUUAAGCAGAGUCAAAACCUCUCCUCCGAUUUUAACACCGAAAGCGGAGAGCUUGCACCCAUGUUUAUUCCUGGGCCUUUUGCGAUUGCGCACCAUCUUAUAUCCACUUGGGUCUUUCAAGGGGCUCCAGUAAGCAGUUCUGACAGUCGACUUAAUAGUUCUCUCUCUAAUUUGUAGUAAUUGUCAAUCUUUUCUUCAUUUGUAGUUUAGUGGUUGCUUCGUUAUUAUAUGGCAAAUAACUAUUCUUGAUUGUGAUGCAUGAGUAGACAUAUUUUGGUGCAAUAUGAUCUAGUAGUCUUUUGUUAACA
Molecule: messenger RNA, 1641 nt
Organism: Beta vulgaris subsp. vulgaris (sugar beet)
Lineage: Eukaryota; Viridiplantae; Streptophyta; Magnoliopsida; Caryophyllales; Amaranthaceae
Product: nudix hydrolase 19, chloroplastic
Exons: 6
Coding region: 218-1510 (430 amino acids)
Biological process (GO): NADP+ catabolic process; NAD+ catabolic process
Cellular component (GO): cytosol
Molecular function (GO): NADH pyrophosphatase activity
Source: RefSeq, a predicted model, not a curated record